This is a messenger RNA of Mytilus californianus (California mussel), 2597 nucleotides long. RefSeq lists its product as uncharacterized. The transcript has 3 exons. Lineage: Eukaryota; Metazoa; Mollusca; Bivalvia; Mytilida; Mytilidae. The coding region runs from base 116 to 1258 and encodes 380 amino acids. The record is from RefSeq and is a predicted model, not a curated record.
CAUGUUCACAAUCGCCAUUUUUUUUCUGAAUUACCGGUGAUAAAAAGCAGAGCCAUCACAGUUUGUGCGUAGAUAGAAUGUUUACUAUUUCAAUUUGAUAACAGAACAAGAAAAAAUGGAAUCUGUUUCGAUGGAAUUUCAGGAUUUGAAUACCAAGUUGGAAUUACAUCCGGGUUUAAUACGCCUAAAUCUGAACAUAAUGAACGCUCUUGAUAUGCAUGUGAUCCAAGACGCAAAGCAAAAUAUUGAAAAACUUUUAAUUAAAGAACAUCCGAUUGUCGAAAACGUUCAGAAAAAUAUUAUUGCUAUACUCAAGACUAAAAUACCGAGAGAACGACGAGAAGCCAGAUUUGAUCUUGAAAAUAUAAGAAAGAAGUCCCCAGACAAUUUAAACGUACUAGCCGAUUUGGAGUGCAUUUAUACAGAGCUAGAUAGAAGUAAGGAUGCAGAGGUUUGCAAACAAAAAUAUCAGGAAAUUCUUUCGGGUACCUCCAAGAACAACAUACGUUGCAAGCAAAUAUGUUUGCUUGAACAAGGGUAUGCAAUUAUGAUAGAGCGAACACUAAUCAACCAAAGUACAGUGGAAUUAAGGAUAACAGAUUUACACAAAAUUCUUAGCACCGAACUUGAAAGAAGUCAGGGAAGGAGAAAAGAGUGUUUUGAAAGAGGACUUCAUCACCAAAUUCAAGUCUUACGUAAUGUCCGAAUUGCUAAUGAAGACGAGAUAGAAGACAGACAUCUUGUUCGAAAAGGAUCUAGUCUUCAAAAAUUUAAAUUAGCUGAGGCAUUAGAUGCAUCUUUUCCAAACAUGAUAUGGAAUUACUACUAUGCUAAGGCAUUAAACCAGUAUUAUGACUCUUUGGAAACUGUACUUAAACGUAAAGACAAUGGGAAAGAUACAAUUAACAAAUUAAACAGACAUAUUGGCGAAUCGGGGCAAGCUGUAAAAUUUGAAGAUGACUUAACAAAAGAAAUGAAAAAGGUUACAUUAAAAGCAAUUGAAAACUUUUGGAUGAUAUCUCAAAUUCAAAUUAACAAUACCAUAGUUAGAACAUUUGUUGCAAGGUCUUAUGCCUACAUCGGGCACAUUCUAAUGAAACGUGGUGAUAUGGUUCUGUCUUCCGGAAACUUGUUUGACUUAAAUACAAAUAAAAGCUUUAAACGUUAUACAAAUAAUCCAGUUGAGUCUGCAGAAAUGGCUUAUAGGCUUAAAAACAAUGAUGUAACUGUUUUGACGAGAUAUGGAAGGACUCUGUGAAAUAAAUCAAAGGGUGUUGAUGACAAAAGAGAAAAAUUAGGAUUACUUCACAUGGCAAAUGAUAUUCUAACACGUUCAAUCGAUGUAGAAAACACCGGAAAUUGGUUUGCCUUCUCAACUAGAAUGCAUGUUAAGAAAGAAAUAUCCGACAUCCGAGCUAAAAGAGAUAUCGAUAUAGCUAGAAAAUAUCUGUUGGAUGCCAAACAAGAUGGAGAAGCAAUUUUCAAAUCACAAAAUACACAAAAAGAUUUAACUAUUCUUGCAGAAAUUUGCCAGAAACUUGCAAAGUUUCCGUACACCUAUAAGUAUGGGCGAAAUUUUGUUCACACAGAUGGUCUUUUACAUCAAGCUUUAGACUAUCUGUUAUACGCGUCGUAUUUAGGAGAUCGACCUGAUUUUCACUUUGUUAACAGAAAGGCAGCAUGUCUCUUCGAUCUCGGUGAAUACGCUAAUGCCAUUGAAUGGGAGAAUAAAGCUUGGCUGCUUUCAUCACCUUCAACCCAGAUGUCGUUUAACUUACUUUGUAGUUAUAUGGUGACAAUGUUCGAAGAUGAUCUGCAGAUGCCCUUUGAUCAGCUUGUAAAAGAAUUUCUGUACGCUCUUAUAUAUGGUAAAAGAAAAUACAAGGAUAUACAGAGGAGCAUCGAAAAUCUGUAUAAGAAAAACCAAAAAGGACUUCUGAUAUUGCUCAAAGCAAUUAUCGUAGAACCGAAAACAACACUUCGAAAGACAGAAAAGGAUAUUCUUAGCGAAUGCAUAAAAAUUUGGACAAAUAUUGCAGAAACAGAAGAUUUAGUAGAAUAUUCAAAAUUAGAAACCAUUUUAAAAGAUAUGAUACCACGACAAGUAAAUGAGUAUGUCCUCUCAGAAACAUUUCAUCAAACAUCUUUGAAACCUCUAGCUGAGGGUAGAAAGGCAUGCUCCAGAGAGUUUGAGUAUGACUUUUUCAUAUCUCACAGUCAUAAAGACGAAGACUGGGUGACAAACAUUCUACUCAGACAUCUAGAGAGCCAGUUUGAUGAACAAGAUGUAGCGUUUAAAGAUGAGUUAUGUAGCAUGGUCUGAUAAUUGCUAUCUCAUCAGACUCAACAGAAAAGAACGACUUCUGUGAGAGCUAUCACUGGAACUUUACAAGUCGAGAGAAACUACAUGUAACUGUUGAUUAUGCCUUUGAUGGUGUAUGGCACUGCUGGUGUUGUAUAUAACCAGGUCGGGAUCGACUGACACAUAUAAAUUUUAAAUGCAAGCAUUUUAAUAAAAAUAGAUAUAAACAAAAAGAAUACAAAACAAAUUAAAAACAUUAAUAAAGUAAAAAAUAUAUUUUGAUUUUUUCUUUAAU